UUUUGUAGGAAUCUGCACAGUCUGUGGACCGGUGCUGCAGGUGGACAUCAGAACCAGUUUUAGUCAGCCUUCUGGACCAAUAAGAAAUGGGAAAGAAUUGAUGAAAAGCCAGAAGAGAGGAAUAAGUCCACGACUAUCCAGAAAGUCUGGGGUUGGAUCUAAACAAACUAAAGACUUUGAGUGGCCUGAUAAAGUCUGAAGAUCUUCGGUUAGAACCUCAAAUGGAGGAAAAACGGACUUUUGUUUGGGUUUUUUGCCGAUAAUGACAACGUUUUGUGGGGAUCAGAGUCGUUUUUGUGAAACAACCUCUUCUCUCUUCAGGACCGCAGUGACCCGCAGCAGCCCCCAGACUAGAGCCGAGGGUUUGAUUCCCGCUGAAGGACAAAAAGGAAAGCCAGGCGUGAAAGCUCCGAGUGCGCGUGUUUGAACUGUGCGUGACAGCUCGUGUGGAGCACAAUAGCGGCUGCCUCUCUCCUCCUACCGCAGUCAAAGCCGCUGGAAAGUGCGCGACCUUUUCUUGCGCAAAGCCAGACCGAGUCCAGCUUCCAUUGUUCGGGUCACAUUCCCGCUUUGGAGACUUUAUCACUUCAUCGCCGCGCGGUCCUGUUUGAGCGGGCGCGCGGGGGGGCCUCACGGCCACGCCUCCCCCGCUCCCCUGGAUUGGCCCCUCCGUCUUCUGUCACUGCCACGAGUUUCCGCGUUUCUGCGCAUUUAAGUCCCGCAGCGCGUCCCGCAGCCUCCACUCCCAGACAGCAAGCAUGUCCGACCGCGGGACGUUCGACACCAACGUGGUCACCGUGACCCGCUUCGUGAUGGAGGAGGGACGGAGGGCCAAGGGCACCGGGGAGCUGACCACGCUGCUCAACGCGCUGUGCACGGCGGUGAAGGCCAUCUCCAGCGCCGUGCGCAAAGCUGGGAUCGCGCACCUUUACGGCAUCGCCGGCAGCACCAACGUGACGGGCGACCAGGUGAAGAAGCUGGACAUUCUGUCCAAUGACAUGGUCAUCAACGUCAUCAAGUCCUCCUUUACUUCCUGCGUUCUGGUGUCUGAGGAAAACGAGAAGGCCAUCAUCGUGGAGCCGGAUAAACGGGGUAAAUACAUCGUCUGCUUCGAUCCUCUGGAUGGCUCCUCCAACAUCGACUGUCUGGUGUCGAUUGGAACGAUCUUCAGCAUUUACAGGAAGACCACAGACGACGAGCCGUGUGAGAAAGACGCUCUGCAGCCGGGCAGGAACCUGGUGGCGGCGGGUUACGCCCUGUACGGCAGCGCCACCAUGAUCGUUCUCUCCACCGGCCAGGGAGUCAACUGCUUCAUGCUGGACCCGGCGAUCGGCGAGUUCAUCCUGGUGGAGCGCGACGUGAGGAUCAAAAAGCGGGGCAACAUUUACAGCCUGAAUGAAGGCUACGCCAGGGACUUUGAGCCGGCCGUCACCGAGUACCUACAGAGGAAGAAGUUCCCUGAGGACGGCAGCGAGCCGUACGGAUCGCGCUACAUCGGCUCCAUGGUGGCGGACGUCCACCGGACGCUCAUGUACGGAGGAAUCUUUCUGUACCCAGGAAAUGCCAAGAACCCAAAGGGGAAGCUGCGACUCCUGUACGAGGGCAAGCCUAUGGCGUUCAUCAUGGAGCAGGCGGGGGGCAUGGCCUCCACCGGCUUCGAGAACAUCCUGGACAUCCAGCCGGAGAGCAUCCACCAGCGCGCCCCGGUGGCGAUGGGCUCCCCCGAGGACGUCCUGGAGUACAUCGCCAUCUGCCAGAAGCACGCCAAGAAGUGAAGCCAGACGGUUUCCUCCACGUUGUUUUAUUCUGAAAAAGAUUUUUGUUAUGAAUGAAAGAAAGCUCAAAUGUGUGAAAAGCUCCAAAGGUUAAAGGACGAGCUGCAGCCGUGUCUUCAGGAAACGACCAGAUAAAGUGUCUGAAUGAACCUCCAUGGUUCCUGAACCUGCUGUUUCAGAGGAAAAGUCACAAUAAACUGCAGGACAACCUUUCUGCACCCAUGACCCUCUUUUAACAUGAAGACAUUUGGAUUAAACACCUAUUUUAUUUGUUUCAAACAUCCUAAAAGCAGGUUUCAUUUGACAGAAAAACAAUGGGUUUAAAAAGAAAGUCAAAUAUAUUUUAAAAGAAGCAGGAUAUUUUCAUCAGUCCGGUCCCCAUUUCUCAUUGUUUUAUCCAUUUGAACACUUUGUUUACCGUAAUCAGUGGAAAAACAGAAACUUUCACUACAAUUUAAGGAACGAAUAAACGAUUUUCCACCAUAAA
Oryzias latipes (Japanese medaka) is the source of this 2262-nucleotide messenger RNA. It is a transcript of the gene fbp1a, whose product is annotated as fructose-1,6-bisphosphatase 1a. Gene Ontology annotation, biological process: sucrose biosynthetic process; fructose 1,6-bisphosphate metabolic process; gluconeogenesis. Gene Ontology annotation, cellular component: cytosol; cytoplasm. Lineage: Eukaryota; Metazoa; Chordata; Actinopteri; Beloniformes; Adrianichthyidae. The record is from RefSeq and is a predicted model, not a curated record. Gene Ontology annotation, molecular function: fructose 1,6-bisphosphate 1-phosphatase activity.